Molecule: messenger RNA, 964 nt
Organism: Lucilia cuprina (Australian sheep blowfly)
Lineage: Eukaryota; Metazoa; Arthropoda; Insecta; Diptera; Calliphoridae
Gene: mRpL47
Product: 39S ribosomal protein L47, mitochondrial
Exons: 4
Coding region: 81-923 (280 amino acids)
Biological process (GO): mitochondrial translation
Cellular component (GO): mitochondrial ribosome; mitochondrial large ribosomal subunit
Molecular function (GO): structural constituent of ribosome
Source: RefSeq, a predicted model, not a curated record
UACAUGUUUUCUUUUUUGUGGUGUUAAAAACGGUGGAUGAACAAUAAAUACCCACCGGUUUUAUUAAAAAAUUGAUUAAAAUGUCCGGAAUUACCAAAGUAAUUAAUGUUACACAGAGUGUCAGGAAUCUUUGUUAUACCAUUGGCAACUUGUCUUUGCAACAAGCACAAAAGAAUUCAACAAAACUUUUAAAAGCACCACAAUGUUUGCAAACAUCAAUUGCACCUUUAGCUGCAACAACAGUCAGUCGCCAGUUCUCGACGACACCACGUCGUAAUGAUUUAAUGCAAUUUUUCGAUGAUCCCAAAAAUUGGAAUGAAAAUGAGGUUAAGGUUGGAAGAGCUUGGAAAUUGGAUGAGUUGCGUAUUAAAUCGAAUAAGGAAUUACAUCAAUUAUGGUAUGUUUUACUUAAGGAACGUAAUAUGCUAUUGACCAUGGAACAUGAGUGCAACGAUCAAAUGGAAUUGUUUCCCAGUCCCGAUCGUUUGGAUAAAGUGAAAAUUUCUAUGGAAAAUUUAGAAACAGUCGUAAGGGAACGUAAUAAAGCCUAUCACUUAUUGGAGACUGGAGAGACCGGUGAAAGGCCCAAGAAAUUGGUGGCCAAUAAAUUGGGUAUUAACUUCAUGUACAAAUACUGUGAACAUGUUUUGCCUCCUCAAAUGAAUGUUAAAUGGAUUAAAUCACGUUCCCUUGGCUAUGGUGGUAGAGCUGUACGUAAAUUCCUUUUGCAAUAUCGUGAGAAACUUUAUAAUGAAAAACGCAAAGCCAAAAAUCGCUCUCGCAAUGAGGCCAUGAUGCUCUUACGUCGCAAUCCUCAUAUGGAUCGUGAUUUGUUGCGCCGUAAAUUCCCUGGUGUAGAUAUAGAUAAGCUAGUAAAUACCGAUAAAAUACGUGGUCAUUAUAUACCCAAGGUACAAUCGUAAAACAUUUAAUUUAAAUAAAAAAACGUUUUUUGUUUGAAAAA